GUGGCGAAGCGGGCUGCUUUCUCUUCACAGUUGAAAGUUGAAAGUUGAAACCUUCUCUAGCUGAUGGAUUGGUGAGAAAUGCUCUUUCUCCUGUCUUCUUCCUCGACUUCGAGCAAAGCCGUUUCUCAACUCCUCUCUCUCUCUCAAACCCUCAAAACCAACAAAUCUUGGAUCUUCAUCCCCGCCAUGUCCGUGAGUUUAAAUUCUCAUGUCUUUGCGGGAAACCCGAUUAAGCUUCGGACCCCGAAACCCACGGACCCGUUUUCAUCAACUUCAGCUAUCCGCACCCUGAAAAACCUAAUCUUAGGUCAGACCGAUGAACCCCUUUCGCCCAAUUUCAAAAUAUUGCCUUUCAGAAAGGGUCGCCCUUUAGCCGGCUCCUCCGGUAGCCCAGACCCCAAUUGGCACCUUGGGUGGUUGGAUUUUGGUGACUGUAGGGGUUUGCUGGAGAAUUAUGCUGUGAAGCUGAGUGAAGAUUCUUUGGUUUAUUUGGGGUCCAAGAAUGAUAAUCAAAGUGUUGUGUACUGGGCUAUUGAUGUGUCUGAGGGUGGUAAUGACUUGGUGAAAGCAUUGGGUGCUAGACAGCUCUGCUUUGUUGAGCUCAGGACUUUAAUGGUGGCUUCUGAUUGGGCCGAUUCUCGUGCCAUGGGAGAACUUGCUGUUGCUGGUCAUGCCAGAGCACUUCUUGAAUGGCAUGGUGUAUCACGGUUUUGUGGAUUUUGUGGAAGUAAGACUGUGCCUGUAGAUGCCGGGAGAAGGAAGCAGUGCUCAAAUGAAUUGUGCAAGAAAAGAGUUUAUCCUCGUGUUGAUCCGGUUGUCAUCAUGUUAGUCAUAGAUAAAGAAAAUGACCGUGCACUAUUGAGUAGGCAGUCAAGAUUUGUGCCACGUAUGUGGAGUUGCCUAGCUGGUUUUAUGGAGCCAGGAGAAAGCUUAGAAGAGGCAGUGAGAAGAGAAACAAGGGAGGAAACUGGUAUUGAAGUCGGUGAAGUAGUUUAUCAUAGUUCUCAACCUUGGCCAGUUGGACCCAGUAGUAUGCCAUGCCAGCUAAUGGUAGGGUUCUUUGCAUAUGCUAAAUCAUUCGAAAUUGAAGUGGAUAAGGAAGAAUUGGAAGAUGCUCAGUGGCACAGCAGAGAAGAUGUGAAGAAGGCUCUCACUUUGGCCGAGUACCAUAAGGCACAAAAGACAACCGCCGCUAAAGUAGACCAAAUGUGCAAAGGCGUUGAGAAAGAGCAGAACUUAGCCACAGCCUAUAAUGUCGAUAGCGGGGAGCUUGCUCCUAUGUUUGUCCCCGGCCCCUAUGCAAUCGCCCAUCAUCUCAUUUCUUCGUGGGCUAAUCAGGUUGGAAUAAAUAAUGGCAACGAAACACAAUCAAAACUGCCUGCUGCUUCGCUUCCAAAGUUGUAGCCCAUUUUUAUUCUUAAACUCCUCACCGCUGCUUCCAAAAUCAGUUGCUCCAUAAACGUAGGAACCCAGCAGACGAGGAAAACGUGGGUGGCAUCAUUGCUGUGGGGAAGUAAGCUCAAUGCCCUUGGGGUUUCUCUUGCUUUACAUCAAUGUAUUUUCAUCUUUCUGGUGAUGUGCAAUAUCCAAUUCAUAUUCUUUGCUGUUUAAAAUGUAGUAAUAGAAUUUUAUAUCUGGUGUGAAAUUUGUGUUGCUCCAAUGGAGGAGCAACAGAUUUGAGAGACCUUUUCAUACAGGGUUGUACUGAAAUUUGAGUUUGAGAUGACUUUUGUAUUAAAAAUAAG
Messenger RNA from Ipomoea nil (Japanese morning glory), 1745 nucleotides. RefSeq names its product nudix hydrolase 19, chloroplastic. The transcript has 6 exons. Gene Ontology annotation, molecular function: metal ion binding; NADH pyrophosphatase activity. The record is from RefSeq and is a predicted model, not a curated record. Lineage: Eukaryota; Viridiplantae; Streptophyta; Magnoliopsida; Solanales; Convolvulaceae. Gene Ontology annotation, biological process: NAD+ catabolic process; NADP+ catabolic process. The coding region runs from base 79 to 1404 and encodes 441 amino acids. Gene Ontology annotation, cellular component: cytosol.